Messenger RNA from Arvicola amphibius (Eurasian water vole), 3865 nucleotides. RefSeq names its product BRMS1 like transcriptional repressor (gene Brms1l). Gene Ontology annotation, molecular function: histone deacetylase binding. The transcript has 10 exons. Gene Ontology annotation, biological process: negative regulation of transcription by RNA polymerase II. The record is from RefSeq and is a predicted model, not a curated record. The coding region runs from base 142 to 1116 and encodes 324 amino acids. Gene Ontology annotation, cellular component: Sin3-type complex. NCBI's taxonomy places the organism in Eukaryota, Metazoa, Chordata, Mammalia, Rodentia, Cricetidae.
CCCGGGCCGGGGGUGGGGAGGAGUCGAGGGUUUCGGAGCGAGCUCGGCGGCCGGUGAUUCGGGGCGUUCGGCGCGCCCUUCACCGAAGCGGCAGUGGCCGGGCUGGGAGCAGGGAGUGGGAAGCGACGGCGCGGUUGGAAAAUGCCGGUCCAUUCCCGAGGGGAUAAGAAGGAGACGAAUCAUCACGAUGAGAUGGAGGUGGACUACGCGGAGAACGAGGGGAGCAGCUCCGAAGACGAGGACACCGAGAGCUCGUCGGUCUCCGAGGAUGGGGACAGCUCAGCAGAAAUGGAUGAUGAGGAUUGUGAAAGGAGAAGGAUGGAGUGUCUAGAUGAAAUGUCCAAUCUUGAGAAACAGUUCACAGAUCUCAAAGAUCAACUUUAUAAAGAGCGGUUGAGUCAGGUGGAUGCGAAACUCCAAGAAGUCAUAGCUGGAAAAGCCCCAGAGUAUUUGGAACCACUGGCUACUUUGCAAGAAAAUAUGCAGAUUCGCACAAAGGUGGCAGGCAUCUACAGAGAGCUCUGCCUAGAGUCUGUGAAGAACAAGUACGAAUGUGAAGUCCAGGCUUCACGCCAGCACUGCGAGAGUGAGAAGCUUUUGUUAUAUGAUACAGUCCAGAGUGAGCUUGAGGAGAAGAUCAGAAGGCUUGAGGAGGACAGGCACAGCAUCGACAUUACCUCAGAGCUGUGGAAUGAUGAGCUUCAGUCACGGAAGAAGAGGAAGGACCCUUUCAGCCCCGACAAAAAGAAGCCCGUUGUUGUUUCAGGUCCAUAUAUAGUUUAUAUGCUUCAGGACCUUGAUAUCCUUGAGGACUGGACAACAAUUAGAAAGGCAAUGGCUACAUUGGGUCCACACCGAGUUAAAACAGAACCUCCAGUGAAGCUGGAGAAACACCUGCACAGCGCUCGGUCCGAAGAGGGAAGGCUGUGUUACGACGGCGAGUGGUAUACACGUGGACAGACAAUAUGUAUUGAUAAGAGAGAUGAGUGUCCCACAAGUGCUGUAAUUACAACAAUUAACCAUGAUGAAGUUUGGUUUAAGAGGCCUGAUGGAAGCAAAUCUAAGCUUUACAUUUCGCAGCUACAGAAAGGAAAAUACUCAAUUAAACAUUCGUAAUCACAAUUUAAGUGUUACCCAAAUCUACCUUAUUAGUGUUACCAAGUGUAAUGUGCCAUGGGAGCCAAGAAAAUGUAUUCAGCAGCGUAAUAUCUUCAUCGAGUCGUGAGAGAAUGUCUUUUAGGUAGAACUCUAAGUAGAUCCCAUAUUGGUAAGUCAUUAAGAAAAAUAGUGAAAUAAAUUUAAUCAUGGCCAUCACAUUUAUUUGCCUCUUAGGUCCAGUGGCCAGCAGGUAUAUUUGGUAUGUAUUUUUCCCUCAGUUUUGUUUCAUUUUGUGUUUUAAUUGUGUGAGUGUCUCAUCUCUUAGUGCACUACAAACUACAGUUAGCUGCAGUUUUAAAGUCUCCACGCCUUUGUCACUCAUUGUGUUUGUAAAUAAGACUGAGAAAAUAUUUCCUAUACAUGAUUUGUAUUAGUGCGUUAGUUUAAAUCAAUUGAAGUUUGUACAUAUGUCUGUGAGUAUGUAUAUACGGCAUCAUUGCUUACUUAGAACCCCGGCCCAGCCGUCUGGUGUUGUUUUACCCCAAGUUGAACUGUUGGGUCUGAGAAGUAAAGGGAGCACUUUUAAAGACUGGAUCUCCUUCUCUUCUGCCUCGUGGUGGUGGCCUCUUUUCUAGAUCAUAUUAGAGGUGUAUUUGUAGCUUUGUGUCAUGUGUGACCACGCUGCUGCUGUGUUUAUUGUGAGCUUUUGGAGGGCCGGUGCCCCCUGGUGUUGGUAAUGCAGUGUCUGCGGGAGCAGCGGCUGGCAGUAUUGUGGUGCUUUCUGCACAUGUCUGACCUUCUGAAGAUUUUAGUAAGCAUUUUCUGGAGGCAAAGCUAGAUCCUUAUUCUAAUUUUAUUGCUAGGAUGAAAUAGAUGUGAACACUUCAUUUGAAUCUAGCCCUCCCCAUUAGCAUUUUUUAAAAUCUUACAUGUUUUUACAUUUUAAGGCCAUUUGGUGCAAUUUAGAAAAUGUUGGCCUCCCUUCCCUUAGCCACAUUUCGUAAUUAACUUCCAAAGCCUCUGGAACCAGGUAGAAAACUGAAGCCUGCAGAGUGGCAGCACAGUUGGCUAGAGUGUGUGUUUAGGGUGCCACCAAACCAGUGUUCUGGUGGUCUCAUGCACUUUAAUUACCAUGGUAUUUAGGAGGAUGAGGAAGAUUCACUUGCUAACACUCAGCCAAGGAGUCUCUGCAUGAUUCCGUUAGUUCCUUAUGAGUUUACCUCUGCAGGUAUCCUGUGCAGGUCACCACUUCACAGUUGCCAAAUGUAAUACAUUUGACUUUUGAAAUUAGUAUCAGCAAUGUUGUGCUGCUCUGUUCUGUUUCUCAUCAACCUUAGCAGCUGGACUUACUGUCGCAAUCCAGGAGCAUUUGACAGUACUUAUAUAUAAAUAUAUAUAUGAUGUUUGAUAAACAUUUUUAAUGAGAUUUGUAUUUUUAAAUUUAGUAUGUAAUACAAAGAAGUGUUUGCGUGUCAUUUGUGGUACUGUGUGUUAUUCACUUAUGCUUAGUAGUUUCUACUCUGUCCACUUCUGGGCAGAUUUGAGCCAUUUGUCAUCGGUAGAUCCACAGCGGUGUGGAGGGGCUUGCGCUCGGCUACCCACACUUGCACCUCUGUGGGACAUGCGUAGGUAUUCAGGGCCUAAGUUAUACUUAACUCAAAUAUGCACACAGGUGUGUUAUACCUUAGCAAGUGUACUCUGUAUUUUGAAAUUCUAACCAGAAAAAAAAUAAAGACUUGUUUCUCAUGCUUACUGUGAAAACUUUAAUUUCUGUAUCAUACUAUUCCGCCAUCAUACUAAGAUUGUGCCAAGCACAUGCUGGUCAGCGGUAUGAGUACCGUGAGAUAGCUUACUGCAGGCAGUUUCCCAUUAGUCUUUUAGUUAUUAGCUUUAAUUUUGGAGAUCAUUGGGAACCCUGCGAUGAGAUGGGCCAGCUGCCGCCGCUGCCGUGUUUCUCAUCAGUUCCUGCUGUCAGUUUCUGGACUUUCCCACCACAGCUCCUGUUCACGUCGAGCUCACCUUGCUCUGCCAUCUCACACUUAAGACAGAAGACCCCAGCCAUUAUCUAAGACCGUGUAGGUCUGUUACAAAGUGGACUGAAAACGCAUGUCUCCUAAGGAAAGGGAUUUGAAUAGGGGUGAACGAGUACAUUGGCAAGGAUCGUUACAGUCUUGCCAAAUUGGAAUGUAAGCUAGUGUAUCUUGAAAUUCAGAGAUGUAAAAUAUGAAAAAGCACUGGAAAGUUCAGAGGCAGAAGGAGGCAUGUCUCUUGUCUUCAUGGCUGGUGCACUGUGGGUGACCUGUGGGAAGUCCCCAUUGUUACUGUGGGCCAGCAUCUUGCCCUCCAUAGCUUCCCACUUUAUUUUUAAGAUUUACUUUUAAUAACACUCGUGUGUGUGUGAGUGGAUCUCACAUGUAUAUGGGCGCUAGUCAUUAGAGCAUUGGAUCCCUUAGAGCUGGAGUUGCAGGCAUUGUGAGCCACCAGAUGAGAGAGCUGGGAACCAAGCUUGGAUUCUCUGGAAGAGCAGCAAAUGCUCUUAAACACCAGUUCAUCUCCUCCAGUCCCCUUCUAGGUUCUUUUUAAACCAUGUAUUUUAUUACUUUGACCAAUUCAUGAACAGGGUGGAACCCGUGACUAAUGGGUAUCCAGUGAUUAAAAAAAGCCUAAUUUGAAUGCCUUUCAUGUGUUAUUUGUAUUUAAUGUAAAACCCGAAAUUCAUUAAUUUUUGCAUGUUCAAAACAAAUAAAAUGUCAGAAUUCUAACUACA